Penicillium cataractarum is the source of this 939-nucleotide messenger RNA. RefSeq lists its product as uncharacterized. The record is from RefSeq and is a predicted model, not a curated record. NCBI's taxonomy places the organism in Eukaryota, Fungi, Ascomycota, Eurotiomycetes, Eurotiales, Aspergillaceae. The coding region runs from base 1 to 939 and encodes 312 amino acids. The transcript has 5 exons. Gene Ontology annotation, molecular function: oxidoreductase activity; zinc ion binding.
AUGUGUGAGCUGCAUGUCUUUCGCGGCCACCAACCGUCCCAGACAGGGUUUAUCAUGGGCCACGAGUUCACCGGAGAGGUGACCGAGGUUGGAUCCGAAGUACGACUCUUCCGCCCUAGCGACCAGGUAGUCUCGCCUUUUACAGUCAGUUGUGGAGUCUGCUUUUAUUGUGCUCGUGGAUUUUCAUCACGUUGCUCUAGCGGCAAGCUUUUUGGCACUACUGUACUAGACGGAGGACAAGCCGAGUAUGUGCGGAUUCCCCUAGCUGACUCGACACUUUUCCACGCUCCGUCAACCAUCGAUCAGAAGAAGCUAGUAUUAAUGGCCGAUAUCUUCCCCACUGGUUACUUUGCCGCAAAAAACGCAUUUCGCGGCCUGAAGGAAGAUACAAUCCGCCAAAGUACAGUGCUUCUGUUCGGAUGUGGGCCUGUAGGGAUCUGUGCGCUAAUCAGUGCUCUUGAGUAUCAACCGAAGCAUCUGAUAGCUAUUGAUAGUGUCCCGUCUCGACUUGCACUUGCGAGUCAACUUGGAGCUGAAGCGUGGGACUUCCAGAAGAACGAGCAAGGACUCCGACAGCGCGUGAAAGAACUCACCGAGGAGCGGGGAGCGGAUGUGGCUAUUGAAGUAGUCGGCCACAGCAGUGCCUUACGGAUGGCCUUCGAAAUGCUACGAGCAUGGGGCCAAUUAUCGAGCGUUGGAGUCCACAAUGGCUCCAUUCCAUGGACAGGAAACGAGGCUUACGGAAAGAAUCUGUACCUGCAAAUGGGACGGUGCCCAGUCCGAAGUAUCUUUGGCCCGGCAAUGAGCUUACUAGAAAAGAAACAAGAUGUGCUGGAAUUCAUGACGUGUGAUAUACGCCCACUAUCUCAAGCCGUCCAAGCUUACGAUGAUUUCAAUCACGCACGAUGCCAAAAGGUCAUCUUCGAGGCAGGCAAAUAA